AUGGAGAACAAAAAGUUAAACGACCAUCAGAACAUUACUCUAAAUGUAUCUAAUAAAGAAAGAAGUUCUCUUAUUGUACACCAAGCUCUUCCCAAUCAUAACAUUGAUUUAGAAAGUAUAUGUGCAAGUGAUUCAGGUCAAUCUGACUAUGAAUGGGAGGCUCAAAUGAAUAACAAACCUCUGUCAUCAGAAAGUGAUUCAGAUGAAUAUGAAUUCCCUGCUGUUGAAAUACAAACCUUUUUACAACAAUGGAAAGUUAAAAACAAUAUUACACAAAAUGCAUUGUCUAGUCUCCUUAGUGGACUUAAAAAUGAUAUUCCUAAUUUACCAAAAGAUGCUAGGACUUUAAUGAAAAUCCCUAAAACUAUUUAUCCAGAGUGCAUGGGGGAUGGGAUGUUUGUUUAUCUUGGUAUAUGUAAUGGAUUAACAAAACAACUUGAGGCUUAUGAUGUCAGUCAUUUAACUUGUCUGGUGUUAGAUUUUAAUGUUGAUGGUUUGCCCUUAUUUAAAAGCUCAAAUAUCAAUGUUUGGCCAAUCUUAUGCUCCAUCAAUAACAUACCAGUUAAUAAUCCGUUUAUUGUUGCAAUGUUUUGUGGGAGUGGGAAACCACCAGUGCAUGAAUAUUUAAAACUUUUUGCAUUUAAUUCAAAAGAAGGUUGUGAGAAAUGUGUUCAGAAAGGACAAUGGGCUGGGAAAAUGGUUUUCCCUGGUACAAAUGCAACACUCAGAACUGAUGAAUCAUUUAGACUGAAGCCUCAGUGUCUUGAAGAAGAAUCUGAAGUAGCCUCAACUGAUGGGACUUCUUCUGAAUGGUCUAUCAAAUCAAAUCCUGGAAGGUGUUUAGAAUCAAAUUCUGUGCCUCCACCAUUCCCUGGUGAAUCUGAUGACAAGAGAGAUUCAACAGUUAAUAUUACUGGAGUUGCAUUGUUUUCCGGGAAUAAAAGUGGAUCAGGAAGGUCUAUCAAAUCAAAUCCUGCAAGGUCUUUAAAAUCAAAUUCUAUACCUCCACCAUUCCCUGAUGAAUCCGAUGAUGAGAGAGGUUCAGCAUUUAAUAAUACUGGAGUUAAUUCGUUUUCCGGCAAUGUGGAUUCUAGGAAUGGAUCAGGAAGGUCUAUCAAAUCAAAUCCUGGAAGGUGUUUAGAAUCAAAUCCUGGAAGGUGUUUAGAAUCAAAUUCUGUGCCUUCAACAUUCCCUGAUAUAUCUGAUGACGAGAGAGAUUCAACAGUUAAUAUUACUGGAGUUGAAUUGUUUUCCGGCAAUGUGGAUUCUAGGAGGGGAUCAGAAGAGAAGUUAGCAGCAUUGGAGUUGCGAUUAACAAAACUAGAGGACAGAAAAAAAAUUUCAGAAAUUGAAAGUUUCUUGAAUAAUGAAGAGAUUGUUGCUCCCCCAGGCCUUCCAAUGCAAAGUAAAGAAGAUUUGCAGUGGCUUAACCUUAAGUUGCAAAUGAAAUCUGAGAUGGCUGUCUAUGUUGAAUAUCUGCGUUCUGUAGGCGGUAGAGUUGAGCGAGCAAAAUACGUACGACGAGUGUUGGGAGCUAUGUUUUCAAAAAAUUUCAGUGUUUUAUGUAAUCUUAAUGGAUCCUCGAGUAAGAUGAUGGCAACUGGAAUGGGAAAGAUCAAGUUGCGAAGUUAUCAUUUUGUUAUAAAAUGCUUAGUUUCGACAGUAAGAAUUCAGUAUCCAAAUUCUAAAGAUAAAGAUUUUUACCCGAUCUUUUCAAGAUGGUUUCAAGGAGCGAUUGAUCAGGGUGAUGGUCGAAUAAAUAGGCGGGCGAAGAGCAUUCUAAUCAAAAAUCAGUUGCUUUUAAUGAAUAUAGAAAAUAUUUAGUUUUUAUUUUUUUUUGUAAAUUUAUAAAAGCUUACUUAACUUGAGUUUUAUAAUAUUAUCUCAUUUAUCUUAAUUUAUAAUUUUCUAAUAAACUGUAACAUUUUAAA
Hydra vulgaris (swiftwater hydra) is the source of this 1931-nucleotide messenger RNA. The record is from RefSeq and is a predicted model, not a curated record. NCBI's taxonomy places the organism in Eukaryota, Metazoa, Cnidaria, Hydrozoa, Anthoathecata, Hydridae.